GAUCAUUCCUCACGCAGACGCAUUAGUUUACCGGAUGUAGGAAGUUCGAUCGUCUUAUUUACUAAACAUCUCUAGAAUCUAGAUCUAGAUCUAGCUAGAUUCUAUCUCUAGUGACUCUAGUUUCAGUGUCACAGACACAGUACUCACUACUUAGCCUUUGGGCAGCUUGGGAUGUCUUGCUAAACUUUACCUAAGCCUAAACUAGCCAAAGCAGUAAAGAAAGAUGACCUCACCAAAGAAAAUUACAGCUGCUAAAACUGAAGGAACCAAGAAGUCUCUGGUACAAAAUGCUGUAUGUGUAGCAGAAAAGAAUUUGAGGAACAGCCCUGUCUUCAUCAGUUUAAUCAUCUUUACAGCUCUGCUUUUUUUUGCCGUUCUUUUCUUCAAUCUUCUAGCUGGAGAUCCAUCUCUAAGUAAAGGUUUAUUCAUCCAUGGAAUCGCUAAUAUCUCUAACCAGUUUCCUUUAAACAUCACACCAGCAGGAUGGGCUUUUUCAAUCUGGGGUUUGAUUUAUUUGAACCAAUUUGCUUGGGUUCUCUACAACCUUGCAUUGAUUUGCCGUUCCACACCCAACGGACCUGCCUAUCUCAACCCCAUAAUACUCUCCCCAGCUUUUCUUAUUUUUUUUAGCAUAAGCUCUGCUUUCAAUAUAGGCUGGCUGUUUUUGUGGGACAGGAUCCUGUUCAUGGCCUCUUUUGUUUUCUCUGCUUGCAUUGCUCUCUCCUUAUUUUUGACUCUGGCUAUAGCCUCUGUUAGACUUGUCAUGUUCAAGGAUAAUCUGGUUGACCAGGGAAGAAAAAAUGAGGUCACUUUCCUUCAAAUUGCUGUUGUAAAUGGUAUCGGCAUGUAUGCUACCUGGGCUUCCAUCGCAACCUUAAUUAACCUGGCUGUAGUUCUGGUCUACAAGUGGAGCCACCCCAUCUUGAAUGAGAAUGCUUCGGUGAUUAGCUUGGGGAUUCUUACAUUCCUGAUCAUUGUCUACAUAGGCCUAGAUAUGACAGUGCUUGACCAAUACACUCGUUACACUUACUCCCCCUAUGUCACUGUUGUCUGGGCCCUGUCUGCCAUUAUUGCCAAAAACUAUGACCAGUCGAAUAUUUCAUCCAUCAUGGCGGUUGUGCUGCUGGGAUCUGUGAGCCUUGCAGGUUUGAUUAAAGUAGCGUUGACAUGCUACCGCAGUAGAAGGAUCAAUUAUCAAUACAGACAAAUGAGACGAGGACGACCAGCUAAUACUGACAACUAAAAAUUCUGAUGUGAAUGUUCAAGCUAGAUUGGACAGAUUAAACCAAAAAAAAAAAUGAUCUGUUUAUUUUUAUUUUUUCUGCUAAGUGACAUAAUUUAUAUUUAAACUGAAUCUUUUUUUCUUUUGGCUAGUUUUAUCUUAAAAUAUACCGUAAUGUAAUUUUUUUUUAAAUGUGGAAAUAGAAUUUUUAUUAAAGUUUAGUAAUUGAAAAGGGGAAAAAAUGACUUAAUUGUCCACAUCAAUAUAACAGCAAAAUGUUUUAUAGUAUAUCAAAUUUCUGUAGUUGUCAUCAAAUAUUUUAUCUUGUUGAAUAUUAUUUAUAAUAAAUGCUACUGAAAAUUAUCUCAGGAAGCUGAAGACUUUUUACCAUUUUUAAAGAAAGUUUUCUAUUAAUAAAAAUGACACAAAUUGAACACCUUAUGAACUAUCCUGACAUACAAUUACUCAUUGAAAUAGGAGGAACAUAACAACACUGAGCAUGCCCAUUUGAUGUCGGCACUUUUUGUUUUGGCUUCCAUUAUUAAUACCAAAGCUAACAUCUAGAAAGCUUUCUUGUAGAUUUUUUGUUGAAAGUGUUAUAUUUUUCUCAUAGCCAGAUUUGUUUAAUUAGAUCUAAUAUUUCAUGUUUGUUUAUUGUCCAUUUGCAUUCAUUUUCAUAGAGAAGCAAAACUUGCAUUCACACAAAUUGGGUUCUUAUUGUUGUUAUAUAAUGUAAAUAUGUUAUUAUUUUUUGUGUGAUUGAAUAAAACCAUAAUUUGUAAGAAUGUUUCCUUAGCUGUCUGUUCUAUGAUUCUUCUUUGCUCAACUGUGGCAACAGAACUGAUGGAUUUGUACUUAUCUGUGUACUUUUUGUAAUUCUUGUAGUUUUGAAUAUAUAUUGUAAGUACUGGUACCUUUUAUAAUCAAUGGCUGAACAAGACAAUUAUUUUAUUCUUAAAUAUUUUGUUUAAUUUGUGAAUGUUAGAACUUUUUAUUUUUAUGGGGGUGGGGGGAUGCUUUCAUUUGUUUCCUGAAAAUAAAAGUUUUGUUCCUAAUUGAUUUACUAUUGUUGCUAAUAAUUAAUUAUACUGUUUUAACAUGCAGCUAAAAGAUAAGUGUUAAUGAUUAGGCCAGUGUUGAUAUACACUUUCAUGAAGUAGCUAGCUUUGAAGCUGUUGUAAUGUUCAAUGUGCUAAGAAAUUAAAGUUUUUUUUUUACUUUGAAAA
Messenger RNA from Biomphalaria glabrata, 2448 nucleotides. RefSeq lists its product as uncharacterized. The coding region runs from base 224 to 1243 and encodes 339 amino acids. Lineage: Eukaryota; Metazoa; Mollusca; Gastropoda; Planorbidae. The record is from RefSeq and is a predicted model, not a curated record. The transcript has 4 exons.